AUGAAUAACUCUGUGCAGAACCAAACUGGUGCGAACUGGAGAACGGAAUCAGUUAUCAUUUCUCUGGUCUUCUCGCUCAUCUUCUUCGUCGGUACCUUGGGGAACGGAUUGGUCCUCACUGUCCUCCUCUGGAACGGACAGAUGAACACCAAAACAACAAACCUAUUUAUUCUGAACCUCAGCGUGGCAGACCUGUGCUUUAUAGUGUUCUGCGUACCUUUUCAAGCCACUAUCUACACUAUGGAUGAAUGGGUAUUUGGACCGUUCUUGUGCAAAGUCGUACACUUUAUCAUCUACCUUACCAUGUAUGCCAGCAUCUUUACGCUCACCGCUGUGUCGUUGGACAGGUAUCUGGCCAUCCGCUACCCUCUCCGUUCCAGGGAGAUGAGGACCCAUCGUAACGCCCUGACGUCCAUCUGUGUGGUGUGGGGUUUGUCCCUGGUCUUCUCUGGCCCGUACCUGAGCUACUACCAACAGAUGGACCUGGACGGCACCGUGGUUUGCAUCCCCGCCUGGCAGUUCCAGGACAGGCGCCUUAUGGACGUCUGCACCUUCUUCUUCGGCUACCUCAUCCCUGUCCUCACCCUCAGCCUGACCUACGCCAGAACCAUCCYCUACCUGUGGACCACAGUGGACCCCAUGAAGGACAUGUCUGAGUCCAGGAGAGCAAAGAGGAAAGUCACCAAGAUGAUUAUUAUCGUAGCGGUGCUCUUCUGCCUCUGCUGGCUUCCCCAUCACCUGGUUAUACUGUGUAUGUGGUUUGGUCACUUUCCGCUAAACCACACCACCUAUAUACUCCGUAUUCUCUCUCACCUGGUGGCCUAUGCUAACUCCUGUCUCAACCCUAUAGUGUAUGCCCUGGUGUCCAAACACUUCCGGAAGGGAUUCCGGAAGGUGUUUGACUGUGUGUUGAGUAAGAGGGUGGUGAACCGGGUGCAUGUGUUUCAGGCGGCGCAUGUGGUCAGCACGGUGGAGGUGGGGUCCAGUGAGACGUCCAAUCAGAGCCUGGGGUCACAGCGAGGAGAUAGUGCCGGACUAACCACAUCUGGGGCCCUGGGCAAGAAGAAUUUGGAGGCCCCGCUCAUGGCAGUGGAGAGAUUUUCUUUUUAAGCUAACUUCCUGCAAUUCCAACCUGGACUCAGGGGUAGACAUAACAUAGUAAAUCGGUCUCCCUCAAUAUAGCAUGAUAUGUUAAGUUUCGUAUGGAAUGUAUUAAUUUGUGGAUCUCCAUCACCCAUUUUGUAUGAUAUAUUACAAAUUGCAAUUCGUAUGAUAUUUCACAAAUGUAAAAAUAAAUGUGGCUAAUGUUAGCUAGGUGACUAGUUGGCUAAUUUAAGCUAGGUUAGGGGUUAUGGUUAGGGGAAGUGUUAGCUAACGUACUAAGUAGUUGCAAAUUAAUAAAUAGUUGCCCAUGAUGUGAACAUUUGCAUUGCUAGAUGUUUGUGUUAUAUCCCCACCCAUCACCCCGACCAACU
Messenger RNA from Salvelinus sp. IW2-2015, 1475 nucleotides. RefSeq names its product galanin receptor 2a. The transcript is spliced from 2 exons. Gene Ontology annotation, cellular component: plasma membrane. Gene Ontology annotation, molecular function: G protein-coupled receptor activity. The record is from RefSeq and is a predicted model, not a curated record. Gene Ontology annotation, biological process: G protein-coupled receptor signaling pathway. Bases 1 to 1110 code for a protein of 369 amino acids. NCBI's taxonomy places the organism in Eukaryota, Metazoa, Chordata, Actinopteri, Salmoniformes, Salmonidae.